Molecule: messenger RNA, 2872 nt
Organism: Seriola aureovittata
Lineage: Eukaryota; Metazoa; Chordata; Actinopteri; Carangiformes; Carangidae
Product: testis-expressed protein 47
Exons: 8
Coding region: 54-809 (251 amino acids)
Source: RefSeq, a predicted model, not a curated record
CACCUAGAGCGAGAGAGAGGAGCCCCCAAACAUCUCGGUUAGGUUGAGGCAGUAUGGCUGCUCCACAGAAAGUCGGCAGCUUGUCGUUGAAGUCGUGGGAAAACAGAGACUCGGAGGUGGAGGGAAGAGACACGGUGACCAUGUUUGAUGUGUUUCACGGGACAAUGAGAGAGAAGAUCGUGCUACAGCGGCUGAUAGUAAUCGCCCGGCUCCCCCACGAUCUCACUGACAGGACAGAACUGGGAGCUCAUUAUGAAAAACUCAACUUUCAGUUAAGCAAACAAUAUAUCUGGGAUCACAUGACAGGCCUGCUGGUAAUCUAUCCAUCCUGCCUGCUGCACAUCAUUGAAUCAUCCAGGGAGAUUCUGCUGUCUGUUCUGAAAGACCUGCAACAACAGACAGACUGUUCCCUGCUGGAAGCUGCAAAGGUUGUGUUCAUGGCACAUGAACCUCGAAGCAGGAUGUUCCAUCAGUGGAGCUACAAGGUGCUGGGGGCAGACCAGGUGUCUGGCGACCACGAGGCUAAAGGACAUGAGGAAGAAGAAGAGAGCACAGAGACUCUGGUCUGCAGUGUCCUGUCAGCACUGCAGAGUCUGGGUGAGCACCCUGAAAUAUCUAAGAAGACUCUCCCUGGAUUAGUUCUGGAUGAGACUCCAGAACUGAUCAUGCCUCAGGAGGCUCUAGAUAAGCUGCUGGAUCGAGAUGAGCUGCAGAGUCCACAACAGUUCCUGCAGAUGUACGACUCCCCCUUAAACGUCAGCAUGGACUUUGGACAAGUUAUUCGAAGCCGCUGCCUCACUACAGUUUAACUUUUUGGACUAAAGGUGGAAGGUGAAAGGUGAGGACUCAUCCUGCAUAUUUCAUCUACACACUGGACAUCUAGCAGUUAACGGGUCAGUUCACCUAACUCACAAAUAACAUGUGCAGAUAAUUGGUUUGGUUUCAUUUGCUCUGGUUUUAAAAUAUCUGCUUUCACUCCAGUACAAUUAAAUGAAAGUGAAUUUGUUUGUAAAUUGACAUUUGUAGUGACAAAGUCCUAUUGCAAGUGUGAUGAGUCAGAUGUAUUGUAGUAAAUUGUGAAUUGCGAACUUCAUGGAUUCCCAAUGAAGCAACAUGUCUUGUCUUGGUGAUCCAAAAUGAAGUUUUGACUUAAUGUGUUGACUUUAGCUGCUACAUGGCUGCUCACUGCAACUUUGAUUGUUUAGAUGUGUCCUUGGAAUAAUGAUAUCCAGUCCUUACCAAUGCUUUGUAUCAUGAUGCUUUUAUUUUCUUGUGUCCCCAAUCUGUCCAUAAUGUCCAAUAACAGUUUUAUACAAAGUUUAACAUAAAACAGCCACAGAGUUGUCAGAGAACAGUCAAAAACUGUUUGCCUCUUUACAAUGAGCAACACCUGUGUUUACUGCCUUGGGGCUUAAAUUUUCUGUGGACAGCCUCAGCCUUACAUCACCCCCUAGUGCUCGGAGGAUUAUCACACAAAUCAAAUACAUGGCUCCUACAACAUUUUAAAAAAAAUCAUCAGCAGCAUCUUUUUCCAGAAUCAACAGUUUUCAUGGGGAUUCUUUUUUGGUAAAGCAAUUCCCAUGGAAGCUGCUGACAGUGAGGUUUGUGGAUAAUUCAGAGUAGCAGAGACAUUGUCAUUGGAAACAAACUAUGCUGUUGAGUUUUUAGUGAGACUAACGGCGUCCACCAGUUUGGUCCAGACUGAAAUACUGUAUCUGAGGGAUUCAUGGUCCCCAGAGGAUAAGUCCUACUGACUGUUCAUGCACAGUAACACCACCAGCAGAUUAUUCAGUGAAAUAUCUCAAUAACUAUUGGAUGAUUUUGCACAAAUAGUUAGUUAGUUAAGACCUUCACGGUUUCCAGACAAUGAAGCUUAAAAAUUUUGGUGAUCCUCUUCCUUUCUUCUUUUAGUGUGUCUUAACAUGUGUGGUUGUCAGGAAAUAAUUAAAUUGAUUGCUGGUUCUUAGCAUAAGGAACAAUAUGUGUGUGUUAAAGGCUCAUGUGAAGCUGUUUACAGUAGUUCCCACACAGUAUUGUUGCUUGUCAUCAUAAGAGAUCUGCAUGACAGGUGCAUUUCAGAGCUGUCAGAGUGAGCCACUUCCUUUUGAUUUACCUUGCAAUUCAAAGCUGUAAUUAGAUGUUUUAUGCCUUUGCAGAAUGUGUUUGGCCUCCACUGAAGCACUGUGAGUGUGACUGAAGGCUUCUUACCAGAGAAAAAUCACUGUGUUUUAUACCAUCAUUUAAUUUUCUGCAGCUUUUCCUUCUAUUUGUUUCACUUGUUUGGUCCAAAAACAGCUGUUUCUGCUCCAAAUCAUUUCAGGUAUAAAACUUCUGUGAGUGAGAGAAGAUUGAACACAAUUCUCAACAUUUAUAAUUCAUAACAAAAGCACAGACAGUCCAAGUAAUAUAAAAACAUUUUUAAUAGUUUCAACAUUCGGAUGAGGAUUAUCUUCUUUUUUUUUUUCUUUUAUCUUACACUGUGUUCCACUUGGUGACCGGGAGAUAGCAUGUCCAAGAAAAGGCAUUUCCUCUUCACUCCAAACUUUAAAGAGUCCACAGCAUCACUACAGUUUGACACAAAGAACUUUUAAGUCUGAAAAAAUUCCUUGAUCACGUAUGUGUUCCCUUUUUAUUUUGGCCCCCGUUACUUGGAACUUAAACUUAAGCAAAAAAAAAGAAAAAAAGAAAAGAUGAUUGGAGAUGUACUUGCAAUGGCUGCAUGCACCACAGUGUAAUCUACAAACUGUAUGGGUAAAAACAAACCUAUAUGCAGCACGUUUUUUUCUUCUCUUGCUUGUUAUAUGAUUUCAGUGUAAAUCCUCAGAGCACACAUGUCCUCUCUUCCAUCAUAUCAUGAAGAUUUUUGAUUCUC